Molecule: messenger RNA, 7025 nt
Organism: Camelus dromedarius (Arabian camel)
Lineage: Eukaryota; Metazoa; Chordata; Mammalia; Artiodactyla; Camelidae
Product: KIAA1328 ortholog
Exons: 10
Coding region: 227-1954 (575 amino acids)
Source: RefSeq, a predicted model, not a curated record
GCGGGACUCUGCGUGGAGGGGGGGAGCUCGGUGCGGGCCCCGGGGGCGGGGCCGUCCCGUCCGGCCUCCGUCCAGGUGCCGGGCUGCCCCCUUGCUUGGGGACUCGGUGGCACAGAGCCUGCGCUGCCUCCAGGCUGGAGUUCCAGGCGUGGGGACCCAGCUCAGAUGUUUCCCAGCCCUCCUUGGCGGAAUUUCUGCAGAAGGAAACAUCAGAUCAAGACAGAAGAUGGUGAAUCCAAAAGCUGAUGUUAAACUUAAGACUCCCAGGGUGACUGCUGCUUCAGUCUCCACGGAGUCCUUAAGAGGUGCAGGAGAUUCUGUAGAUGGACAGAAUUUCUGCAGGAGAGGAAUGAAGAGUGCAUCAUUGAAAGAUUUAUGUCUUGAAGACAAAAGACGCAUUGCAAACUUAAUUAAAGAACUGGCCAGAGUAAGUGAGGAAAAGGAAGUGACAGAAGAAAGACUCAAAGCUGAGCAGGAAUCAUUUGAGAGGAAGAUCAGGCAGUUGGAAGAACAGAAUGAACUGAUCAUCAAAGAAAGGGAAGCUCUUCAACUACAGUAUAGAGAGUGCCAAGAACUUCUAAGCCUCUAUCAGAAAUAUCUGUCAGAACAGCAAGAGAAGCUCACUAUGUCUCUCUCAGAACUUGGUGCUGCUAAAAUGCAGGAACAACAGGUAUCCAAUAGGAAAGGCGCUCUCCGGUCUUCGUCUAUGGAACUGGAUGGUUCCUACCUGAGUGUAGCCAAACCACAAACCUACUAUCAAACCAAGCAAAGGCCUAAGUCUGCAAAUCAGGACCUAUCUUCAGAAUCCCUUGCAGAGUUUAGGAAUAAUUCUUUGAAACCAGCAGCUCUUCAUUAUCCCAAAAAGGAUGUGGGCAAGGUGCCAUCAGAGACCACGACGUGUAGUUAUGGAUCCCCAGGAAGAAAGCUAGUAGAUGCAGUUCCUACAGAGAAAACUGCACCAGAGGAGCUGAGGACGAAGGAAUGCCAACACCUUAAGGCCGCCCUGUCUAGUCAGUGCUGUGGUCACAGACUUGCUGACAAUGCAGAUCACAUUCAAGAGAGCCAUCCUACAAACGUGGCCCCUCAACAUUCCAAGACUCAUCUGGAAUCAUGCAGUUGUUGUGGGCUUUCCUGGGCAUCUCUGUUGCGUGGCCACGGGGCGCUGCAGCCUAGUGAAACGGAUAUCAAAAAGCAACUCUCAGAAGAUAGAAGGCAGCAACUUAUGCUUCAGAAAAUGGAGCUGGAAAUUGAAAAGGAGCGCCUUCAGCAUCUGCUGGCCCAGCAGGAGACAAAACUCCUCCUGAAACAGCAGCAGCUUCAUCAGUCUCGACUGGAUUACAAUUGGUUAAGAACUCAAGCUGUUUUUAAUUCAAGAGAACCGGUUGCUCAUAAAGAGAUUAGUAAACCCCAAGAGCUCAAUCUGGAUAUGAAUGAGAGUGACACUGGACCAAGCUUAUUGAAGUCAAAAUGUGAUGACUGCUUGCUAGGAACAUCAUCAUCCGUCAAAAAGUACCAAGGCUCUACUAACAGCGGAGAGAGUAGAAGGGAGAAGAAGACAGUUGAGUUUCAGUCACAUGUGGAAGAUGAUGCCCUGUGGACGUGUCAAAAGAAAGAUGCAUUUCAACCCCAAAGAGGGACGAUGGCAGGAGUUAGGAGAGAUGCAUCCACAUCUCCUAUGACAACAGGAAGCCAAAAGGAGCUUGUAACCCCAACCACAUCAUCCGCCCAACAUGGCACCUCCCGGUAUGAAACAUCGCUGUUGGAUUUGGUUCAAUCUCUGAGUCCAAAGACUGCUCUCAAACCUCGGUCCCAUCCCUCCAGAGAAGCGGGGUCCUGGAAUCACAGCACUUGCCGGUGCAGUCCUCUGAAAUCGACCUGGAACAAGCCCAGGGCAGGCAGGACCCCUGAAGACCUGGAGGAGAACCAAAUUCUGGAAGAUAUCUUUUUCAUUUGACACUGAAGUACACGCUGCAGAAUGUCCGUCAGAAAUGAGUGGGUGUUUUUAUAUACUGAUCUAGGAUUUUAAAUUAUUUGACUGCAAUGUAAUCGUGUCUCUCCUUUCACAGGGGCCUGUCUCACUACCACCCUGUUUAGUAUCGAAUAUAGAAACCAUUCUAACAACCCAGGGUGUUUCUGAUCAGACCAGUCAGUAGGUAACAGCACAUUAAGGGGGAUGGUGUGGAGGGCAGUAUCUUUUCUAUGCCAAGCAGAAUGGAGAAAAUGACCAUAGGACGCUUUCUGCCUGGCAGGGGCCAUGGCAUACUCAGCCUCACCUCAGAACUGUUUCCUUCUCAGUAUUUUGCUGGAAAGGAUUGGCUCUGUUUUCUACACAAGGGAAGCCAUUCCACUGAAAGAGCCCUCUGAUCUAAGCAUAGCCCCGUGUCACACAGGCCGUCUCAGAGACAGCCCCUUUUACCUCUCACCCGGUUUCCCUACCACCUACCUCAUUCUGAGUGUACUCUUUUAAUUCUGAAGUUGGAGUCAGUGCCCUUCCUUCCCAGGCAACGCUGAGGACCACUUGUGAGUCAGUCUCAGUAGUCAUCAGCCUGGCACACCCCAUAAUGCAAAGGGCUCAAUGAUCUAGAAGGAGAGAGGGAGGGGACCCAUCCAUUUGGAGGGACCCACUCAACCCUUGGAAACCAGCCUUAAAAUUACACAAGAGAGUGCUGCCCUAUGGAGGGACAAGCCUGAAAUGCUUUUCCUGCUGCCCGCCAUUUCCCAGGGUAAAUAAGAGCAAUCUCUCAGUACUUUUCCCUGACCCAGUGUCUGCUUAUUACCCGGCUGAACUCGUGUGGGAGAUGCCACUAGAGGGCAGGUGGCAUCAGCUGGCCUCCCCUCCCACUCUGUGGGUUGGCCAGGCCUUGCCUGUGCUCUGCUCAAAGCCACCAUCCCAUGGCCCCAGAGAACCAUCUCCACUUCCCAGAUUAUGUUCCACCACCCCAAGCAGGGUCUCCCCCGCUCUCCCACUGGGCCUCGCGGCGAAGGCUUGUGGAAGAAGUACCCUUGAAAUCUCGUUUUCUCUCUGCUCUGCUAUUCCGCAAAGCUCUUGAGAUGGGUCCUUCAGCUUCAGUGGGCUCUAGUGGCCUCUCAAGCCGAUGGGCAGUGUGACGAGCCCAGGAGAGCCAGUGAGUUUAAACUUCCCAGUCAUUAGAAGCAAGGGGGAGAUGUGUAUUACUUUCAUGACUUUAUUUGAUGCAGAGAGCUGCUUUUUUUUCUCUCUCCCUUUCACCAACCCCUGGCUCGAACUGAAACCAGGGCUGUCAGUCAUUAUUGGUAGCCAAGGUCAGACCAUCGCAGGGUGGGCUGCACUUCAUCAGGCUGCUUCCCUGAAGUCUUUAUCAAAACUAGAUUGUUUCAGCCUACAAACACUUCUGAGCAGCUUCCUCGUCUGGAUAGAUCCAAAUCUCAUUGUCUCUUCAGGCUGAAGCCCUGUCACCUCCACCCAACCUUCCUUCUCUUGGGUCUUCUUUGUUCUUUGGAGGAGAGAAUAUAGCUUCCCGAUGCCUUAUUCUUAAUCUGAGCUGAAUGUAAGAUCAGGACGAACUAGUUGCCAUCGUUCAGUUGAAAAGUUCAAAAUCAUUGCAGAUUACAAUUUCCUUUUAAAGUUCACCCCUAUAGGAGUCACUGAAUCAGUUUCAUCCCAUUUCAGAAGCCUUUGGAAAAUAGAGCUUUCUUUGGUCUGGAAAAAAAUGGGUGGAAACAAACUGAGACCCCUUGACUAUUUCCUGAGCCAAAGUUAGUUUUCCAGAACCAUCCUUUCCUUGGCCCAUGUGUCGUGACCUCCUUAAAUACACCCAGCUGCCUUGGGUCAUCCAUAACAGACAUACUCCCAUUCUGGACACCAGCAUCCUUACUGCUCUCUGGAGUAAGAGGAGGCCAGAAGGACCCAGAAAGGGGUUGUAAUUUCUUCAAGAAGCUUGUUUGCCUUUAGAAGAAUCAACAGGAUCUAAACUAGAGGCUUUGGGGGAGGGGAAGUCCCACAGGAUGGAGUUUAAGUGCCUCUUGGCCUCUCCUGAGUGAGCAAUUUGGAAGAGCAAAGAUGAAUUUUCAGCAGAGCAUCAGUCAACCUCUUUUUCAUGUGCCAAGUUCCCCCUAUGAGUCACCUUUCUCUAUCCUGUAGGCAUUUCCUGGGGGUCAGAGCUAUAGGAUGUGAGUUUGUGUCUAGUGUAAUGUCUUCAUUGUGAAUUGAACAGGAUAUGUUAACAUUUUAAUUUGUGUCUCACUUUGAGAAGUUGUAGAGCCUCAAGGCUCUUGUAGAGCCUGGAGGCUUAACCUAAUUGCGGACUAACCUACCAGGGAGAGGGUCUGGCACACAUAGGAAUCUUCCUUUCCUUCCCGUUAGGCACUCCUAUCCGUGACUGGCAGGGAUGCGCGCACCCCGUCUCCAGCCAUUUCCCCAAAGCGAGACUGGGCACAUACUGGGGGUGCUGCCAACAGCGUACCACCUUGCCCGCCCGGCUUCCCACCAUUCUGUGCAAGGAAAGCCAACGAAUGUUUGCCAAAUGGGAAAGGACAAAGUGCCCAUUGCAGCUCUUUAAGUAGGGCCCUCAGUGCUUGAUUUUAAAAAAGUUAAUCAAGGAAGAGUUUCACUGACAGUCAUCCUUCUAGGAGGCAUUCUCGUGUUUAUCCAGACCUGACCUCCAUGGUUGGGACUUACCUCGGGCACCCCAAAUGUCAUGGGGAAGGAGGGGCUCUCUCCUGCUCCAGAGCCACCCCCUUCACUUGGCACUGCUUCCGGCACCAUUGUUCAUACAAGAGAUUUGCUGGUCAGAGACUCUGGGGAUGGGGGCAGGCUUAAAGGGGCAGAGCUGCAGGAAGUCUGCAUCACGGGGGAGGUCGAGGCUAUGGCAGAUUCCCCCAGCUCACGCUUUAUCCCCUCGUCAGUGUGUUAUUUUUAAUGUGGGCAGAUGUUUGUAUCCAUGUGAGGCUGUAUGGUAAUGAGUUACCUUUAUGGCUAUCUUCCCCAUGUGCUCUUGCUGUUGAACUGUUCCGUGAACAUCCCUCAUCAGAUCAGUGGAGCAUAGCUUGAAAGCACCAGCAGAUCCUGGGGUUAUCAAAAUGUUAUUUCUCCAAGUACUUGUUAAAACAACAGGAGCUUGUGGUCCAUUGAAAGAAAGGAAACAGUUUGCCACAUCCUGUAGGUUUUCCGGGCUGACUCCAGCUCACUCCCGUCCCAUGAACACCAAGCCUCCUCUAGGCUGUGCAGUUACCAGAAUGGAAGUUUCAGUCUCUGCGCAUUCCUGAGUCCCUCCUACCUGCCUGUUCCCAAAGCUGCUCAGCAAAGAAAUAUCUCGGCACUUUGACACGGGAAAAACAGUCCUGCCUAGUUGGCUUUAGGUGCUGGGAGGAUGUUGGUGAGGCCUUGAGGGCCUGAAAUGUCCAGUUCUGAGAUCACACCUGUGGAUGCAACCAAAACAGCCAGAGACCCUAUCCUGCCCACUGCUCCCCCAGCCAGCCUGGCACCCACCCCUGAACAAGGCGGUUUUGCAGCUGCUGCCCCCUAGAGGCAGAGGUGGCAAGAGCAAAAUCAUCACUCAGCUGGCUCCCAAGCUGAAAAUGAACUAAGUCAAGGUUUGCCUCGAUGAGAUUACCCUUGAAUCUAGGAACAGAGCUAGAGAUGAGUAGGGUGAGAGUGACACCCCGGUCCUCAGAGGAAGAAUGACCUGGUAGCUAGAGUGCCAGAUUCGUAAAUCAGUAACGUUACCCAGUUUCUCAGAGUUGCUGUUCGAGGUGGGUUGUUCCUGAGCCCCUCCGGUUCCAUUGUUCCCUUCAGGAGUGGACCCUUCUCCUCUCUCAGGCUUCAGAGCUCUUCCGCCUCCCUGUCCGCCUCCCACACACACCUAGGAAAUGCUCGGGGCCUUUUCUGCCUCCACUCCUCCUCCCCGCCACCUUCCAGGGCACACUGUUGCUGGAUCGGCCCGCAGAGCCAUGUGGUCCAUCACUUUCACUUUACAGAUAAAGGAAGUUCAGAGAUCAGUGAGCGCUCCCAUCCCGUCCAGGCCAGGUCUUGCUCCCAAGCUGGUACCCUCCCCACUGCAGUACAUCGUCACCUUCCUUGCCCUGGUGUUCAAAGAUGAACAUUUUUAAGAAUCUCAACUAGGACUGAACAUUCCACCACCAUCUCUUAGAAGUGAGCUCUCACAGACCACUUGGGCCAAGGUGAGCAAAACCGUAGCACGUCCAUUUACAGGGGGUUUUUAGGUCCAUAACCCUCAAAGAGUGAGUGCACCGUCUGGAACAGAGGUGCAGAGGCCAUGGGAAGACUGUCUACAGAAACCUCCCUGGAAGCAGAGAACUCUCUCCAGGUAGCAUGAUGGAUGUCACUGUCUUCUCUAAAUAAUAAAGACUGUUAUAGCCCUAGUUAAGACUUCUUCCAAAAAGACCGUGGCCAAAAUGGGGUGAGCCCCACCUUCGCUUGGGUGGAGGGGGUGGUAGGUGUACUAGUAAAAUCAGUAGGAAUGACCUGUAUCAUAUGCUGCCAGCGGGGCAACCAGCUGCUUGUCCACGAUCUGCCAAAACCUGAGGCUUGUCUUCAUCAGUGCUCCUGGCCAGUUGAGUGCCUCCCCUGGGCCCAGCAUUGUGGUAGAUGUUAGUCAGAAGUGCUAACAAGCCACAGAACUGAGGAGACCUUGCACCAAUCUCAGUUACGCUGCUUCCUGGCGGAAUAAUCUUAGGCAAUAUAUUAACCACACCGAACCUAAGUUUCUUAAUCUGUAAAAUGGGGAUGGUAAUGCAUCCCUCUUAGGAUGGCCAUAAGGGCGAAAUUCAAUGAGAUAAUGUACGUGAAGGGCCUAGGAGGAGUAAUCUGACACAACGUGUUCCGCUCAUGGUCACCUUCAUUCCUAUCAUUUAUUUCUCAGUGAACUUGCAGACUAGAUAGAAGACGAAGCUUCAUACGUUAAAGUUGUUAACAAUAAUAAAACAAGAGCCAUGACAGUACAUUUCCUGGUGACUGGUAGGAAGCUGUAAACCCUAUGGUUUCAGAUAGCAAAUUGCUGGGCUGAGUUACCUUAGGAUUUGUGGAA